This is a messenger RNA of Geodia barretti, 426 nucleotides long. Lineage: Eukaryota; Metazoa; Porifera; Demospongiae; Tetractinellida; Geodiidae. The record is from the annotation of a GenBank genome assembly.
AUGUCAGCCUACUGCGACUCCAUGGACUUGCCUGGAUUUUCCCAUUGGAUGCGCAUCCAGAGUCAGGAAGAAUACGCUCAUGCCAUGAAUCUCCUUGACUUUGUCCAGGCCCGACAGGGUCGGGUGACCCUGUUUCCCAUAGAUCAACCGGCGGUGGAGUUUGACUCCAUACUGGGAGUAAUGGAAACCACCCUGGGUCACGAGCGACAAGUUACCAAGCUCAUCAACCAACUCUAUGAGCUUGCGACCGGAGAGCGUGAUUACCAGACCCAGGUGCAUCUUCAAGCCUUUAUCACCGAACAGAUCGAAGAGGAAAAAACCGCCUCAGAUAUCAUCGCGCAGUUGAAGAUGAUCGGCGAAAACACGAGCGACCUGCUUAUAUUGGACAAGGGAAUGGCCACCCGCCAGUUGUCGCCGGGUCUUUAA